UUCUUUCUUUCUUUCUUUCUUUCAUUUUUUUAUUUUAUUUUAUUUUUAUUUUUAUUUUAAUGGAAUUUAAAAAGAUACUUAGUAAAGUACAUGAUAAAGUCACACAUACUUCAUCACCACAUACACGUCGACGUUCAAUAGGUGAUAAAAGAUUCAAUACAUUGAACCGUUGGCGUGAUAAAUGGAAUGAUCGUCCUCGUUUUUUUACUAACAAGCAUACAUCAUCAUCAUCUCCACCUAUUAUAUCAAAACGUCCUCAUUCUAUACAAAAUCAUCAACCUAUCAUCGAUCAUUAUGAACCUCAAAUACGAAGACGACCUGUUACAUUUAUACAACAGCAACAACAACAUCAACAACAUAGAUUAUCAGUACCUCAUGUAGUGGAUCAUUUACGAGCAACUUGUUAUACACCAACUACUUGUACUUUUUCAUCUACGGAAUAUGAUGACGAAGAUGAUGAUCAUUUUGACGCUGGUUCGUUUUACAAUAUCCCUCCUCCCAAUUUGCCACUUCAUCCUGUUGCCUGGUACAACAAUCCACUAGGAAAAAAUCUAUCUUCUCAACAUUCAACUUUUAUUCCUUGUUCACAAACUACCAAGUCUUCUUCUUCUAUAUCCUCUUCUUCCUCUUCUAUCAUUGGUUUACUUUCAAUCAAAGAAGACACAUAUUCAUCUGAUGAAACAUUACAACAUCCAGGUUCAUUAAUGAAUGAUGAUGAUCAUGAUGAUGCUGAAAAUGAAGAUCAUGAUGAUGAUGAGGAUGAUUAUCAUAAUAAUGCUGAAGAUGAUGAUCAUGAUGAUCAUGACGAUUCUGCUGCACUAUCAUCAUUAUCUGAUUACCAAGACCAAACACAUUAUCAUUUGGCUGUGAUGAACGUGGACAAUGUAAUGAAGACGAUGCGGGAACAUCAAUUGGAAUUACAAAUGGCACAAAUCAAAAUGGAAAAUCAACGAUUACAACAGCAAAUGGAUGAUAUGGCUAGUGGCACAUGGACUUCAACCAAUCAAUUAUUGCAAGAGAAUGAUCGCUUAGAACGACAUAUUCAACACUUACAACGACAACAACACUGGUUGCAUUCGAAACGUGAAUCUUAUCGCUUUGAUGAACAAGAAGCACUUCGACACACAAGAGCACAGCUUGGAUUAGUGGAAUUUUUGGAAGGUGAACCUGAUGUAAAGGCUGCACUAACUAGGUUCAAGAAAUUGUUGGCUUCUUCUUGUUGAAUGGAUAGACAGAGAGUUCUUUUUAGUGAUAGUAUCAUUAUUA
This is a messenger RNA of Halteromyces radiatus, 1266 nucleotides long. RefSeq lists its product as uncharacterized. The coding region runs from base 60 to 1223 and encodes 387 amino acids. The transcript is spliced from 4 exons. NCBI's taxonomy places the organism in Eukaryota, Fungi, Mucoromycota, Mucoromycetes, Mucorales, Cunninghamellaceae. The record is from RefSeq and is a predicted model, not a curated record.